AUGACAAGUAAACUCUCCCUUAAGCUUGCCACAAGAGAAAAGGCGUUAGUUUGGACUGAAACAGUUUUGUUUGCUGUUACCAAUGUUGUGGCCAUCCUUGGGAAUCUCCUCACUCUUUGCGCCGUGUACCAUAACCACAGACUACGUACGAUUCCCAAAAUAUUCGUCAUAGCACUAGCUGUGAGCGAUAUUCUGAUGUCUACUAUAUGUAUGCCUUUUACAGUUGCACGUCUUUUCCACGGCAGGUGGAUCUUUGAUGAAACGGUCUGCCGCUUUCAAGCAUUUGAGAUCUUUGCGUUUGGCAAGUGUAGUCUUGGAACUAUGGCAGCAAUUGCAGUCAGCCGAUAUUUCUGUGUUGUUAAUUGGGAAAAGUAUCUCUCGCCGUUUAAGAAGAAAGGGGCCUUGAUGCAUAUUUUCAUUGUUUGGUAUCCCAUAUUACUCUUCAAAAAUGACAGCAUUGGAUUCCAGCCUGGAAAGGCAAUGUGUCUGUACAAAUUUGAAAGUAACAUUGCUUACUCUGCCUCAAUCCUUUGCUGUUUCCUCACAACACCCUUGAUUAUCAUCAAGAUCUGCUAUGUCAUAGUGUUCCGCGCCGUGUCGAGAUCAAAUCGUGUUUCCUCACUGGAAAAUAACCUGGAACUUCUUCGGGUUAAUGUUAAAGAAGCCAAAGCGUUUAGUAGCAGUUGUGGUCGGUUUUGCUUUGGCUUCCUGUUUUUGUCGUUGAUAACAUAGACAUGACACGUGGAGGACCCACGCUACCACGACAAGUGUACUUGACUAACAGCCUCUUAAUUUACCUGAGUAGCACCAUAAACCCAUUCAUAUAUUGUGCCACAGAUAAGAGGUUCAGACGAGAGUACAAGGUUGUUUUGAGGAGGAUUUUUACCUUUAAAUGCCGAAACAACAGGGAGAACGGUGACGCCUAACUGAAAUAGCCAGAGAAGUGUGGUAGGAAAUAGAUUUUUCGGAGAUUUUGUCCGAGGUUGUUGCUGGUAAAAUCAGAAACAAAGGACUAACGACAUUAUUUGACACUCAUCAUCCGUCAAGUGCGUUUAUCAACCGAGACGUUUUGAAGUAGUAUCUAAUACCCCAUUUGGUGUUUUCUCAUCAGUAAAUAAUCCAGAACUCCUUCGGAUGAAUGUGGAGGAAGCCAAAGUGACGAGGCGUUUGGUUGCAGUUGUAGUCGGCUUUGCAUGCUGCUGGCUUCCUAUUUUCAUCAUCGACAAUAUCGACAUGGCGCAGGGAGAGCCCACGUGCACGCUACCACGACCAGCUUACGUAACAUACGGCUUUUUGCUUUACUUGAGUAGCACCAUAAACCCCUUCAUAUAUUGUGCCACAGAUAAGAGGUUCAGACGGGAGUAUAAGGCUGUUUUCUGGAAGAUUUUUAGCUUCAAAUGCCGAGCCAACAACGAAAACAACGACGCCUAA
This is a messenger RNA of Pocillopora meandrina, 1431 nucleotides long. The record is from the annotation of a GenBank genome assembly. Lineage: Eukaryota; Metazoa; Cnidaria; Anthozoa; Scleractinia; Pocilloporidae.